AUGUAUGUAUGGGAGUUCUUCACGGAUUUAAGAGGCCAUGGUCUGGCCGGUGUACGAUGUCGCUUCUGCCAUUGGGUGACAAAUGAUCGCAGCCCUACAACAAUGAAAUUUCAUUUGAAGCGAAAACAUGACACAGGCCCCGGUGGAUUAUGGGCUAUUUGUGAGGAAAAAAUCAAUUCACAAGCACCUGCCAAUUAUGCUCCUCGAUCGCGAAAGUCCGAAGAUGUGCUGCUAAAGGCGUUGACAAAUCAACGGCAUCAAAUGCAAGCAUUUAACCCUUUUGGAACGGCCGAUGUAAAGAUUGGAAUGUCGGCUCAAGACGAUUUUUUAACGUCGCUGAUCCAACAAGCCACUAGUAUGUCGGCAUCUUCAGGAGAGCAAGAGGCUCUCGGCUCACAAGAAAAUGACGGUCUCUCCUUCUCGGAAUCAUUAUUUUUAACAAAACUCAAUGAAGGACUUAAAGAAGAAGAUGGUUCUUCCUCGUCUGCCAGCGGUCUCGUCUGCCCAUCCGGUAGCGAUUUUCAAUUGAGUGACGGUGCCAGUAUAGCUGCGCUUCUCCAGAUUGCCACGGACUCUGAUUUGACAUUCACCUUCAAUUCAAGACGUUGCGGUGAAUACUGUUUUGAGUCAAAUAAGAAAAAUGGACGCAUGGUCGUCUUCGGUGACGCUGGAACUGAAAUUCGCGUGGCUCAAAAAAUAGGCGACGAAGAGGUAAAUGUGGAAACUUGGCGAAAGAGUGAUUGGCCUCAGUUCUGUUGGGCCGUUCGAGGAGCGUGCGUACAUUUCCUAAAAGUCUAG
Messenger RNA from Strongylus vulgaris, 798 nucleotides. The record is from the annotation of a GenBank genome assembly. Lineage: Eukaryota; Metazoa; Nematoda; Chromadorea; Rhabditida; Strongylidae.